UCGUUUCACAGUCUAGAUUUACAGAACUCAGGAUGGCGGAGAGCAAGCCAGCAGUGGCCAGUAGUAGUCGGAAACAAUGGGACAAGUCCGAAUGGGAGGCCAAAGCCAAAGCGAAAGAUGAACAAAGUGUGGAAGCUGCGAAAGCUGCAGACGCAGCGAUAAAGCAGGGGAAGAAGCCGAGAUUCAACAUUGAGGAUCUACCGAAGCCUACCAAGGCGCUUGAAGCUAGGACGGAGGACUUGGGGUUGGAGAAGAAUUUGAACAAGACUAUGCUUGUUCAAACUUCUACGACGGGAAGAGGGCCGAAAGGAGCGGGAUACUACUGCGAACUGUGUAAUCGGACAUUUCAAGACAGUCUGUCAUACCUGGACCAUGUGAACGGACGUUUUCACCUUCGCCGUAUGGGCCAGACGACUCAGGCAGCUCGAUCGACUCUGACUCAAGUGCGUGAAAAGAUCCGACAAUUGAGAGAAUCGACAGCCGUGAAGGUGACUGCGAAGAACUAUGAUUUCUCAAAACGUUUAGCAGAGGUCAGGCAAGUGGAGAUGGACGAGAAGCAACGUAGGAAGGAAGAGCGGAAGCGGAAAAGAGAGGAGAGGCGGGAAGAGCAGGAACUGGGCAAGAUGGGGAUCAUCAAAAGAUCCAAAGUCGAUGAGGUUGCGCCAAUUGGUCAGGCCGGGAAAUCGAAAUCAAAGUCAAAAGCAAAUGGUGACAAGGGAGGACCGGGGGACAGGGAAGACAAGGAAGUCUUGCAGGCUAAACAGCAGCACGACGACAUGGCUGCUAUGAUGGGCUUUGGAGGCUUUGGCGGUGGCAGAAAGAAGAAGUAGGGAUCUCAGAUGGCAAUGGUCAUCUUGUUGUAUAAUCCUCGAGAGGGGAAGGUCAUGCCACGUACUGUCACG
Molecule: messenger RNA, 902 nt
Organism: Kockovaella imperatae
Lineage: Eukaryota; Fungi; Basidiomycota; Tremellomycetes; Tremellales; Cuniculitremaceae
Exons: 5
Coding region: 33-830 (265 amino acids)
Biological process (GO): mRNA splicing, via spliceosome
Cellular component (GO): U4/U6 x U5 tri-snRNP complex; spliceosomal complex
Molecular function (GO): zinc ion binding; nucleic acid binding
Source: RefSeq, a predicted model, not a curated record